AGCCACUUCCAGGGAAGCAGCAUUGGCCUGAGAACUAGAACCUCUUUGUGGUCUCCGCAAACAAAACAAUGACAAAUAUAUGAGAGGAGAUGAGAAAGAGGAGCUCCUUUAUAGGGCAGGGAGGGGUGGGCACUUGGGUGUGACCAAGGAAAGGAGGCGUGCCUGGUUCACAGCUCUCCCGGGCCCCUGUCCAGCUCCCCUCCUCUCACAGGGGGAGUGGGGCAUCUCAGGGAUGGCCUCUUUCCCCCACAGGGGAAACAGCGUUUGUUGUCUUUGAAGCAGCGUGGGAACUGAGGCGCACAGUAGGGGAGCGAGGCAGGCAGGCUUCCUUUGCGCCCAUCCUACAGCUGGCAGGGAGGCUCCCUGACUGGUAACAAAGGCCCGAGGGUGAGUUGUGAAACCCAGCAGGAAAGCCGGCUCACCUUCGCCUCCCCUUGCGGCUGGGAGGAGAGGAAAUAUCCCAUGGCUGACUGUGCCAAGGCCGUGUCUGAGCCAGCCCUCCCGGCCUGAGGGCAGGGCAGGUAGCCCUGAGAGAUAAGCCAAUCCCAAGGCUGCAGAUGAGGAGCUCUGAGAGGCGCUGCUCAGGACAGCGGGAAGUCACUUCUCAGAGGUGCCCGGCACGCUGGGCCUGGGAGCAGGCAGCCUUCUGGGGGUGCAGGAGCCUCUGUCCUUCAGGGUGCGGUCCACUGGCUUUCCAUAUCUGCAGGAGCUGACGUGCCAGCUUCCCCCAGUACCACCCAGGGACGGGCAGCAUGAGCCGGUUGAGGCAUCUGGGCAAAAUCCGGAAGCGUCUGGAAGAUGUCAAGAGCCAGUGGGUCCGGCCAGCCAGGGCUGACUUCAGUGACAAUGAGAGCGCCCGGCUGGCCACAGACGCCCUCUUGGAUGGGGGUCCUGAAGCCUACUGUCGAGCACUCAGCCAGGAAGGUGAGGUGGACUUCCUGUCCUCAGUGGAGGCCCAGUACAUCCAGGCCCAGGCCAGGGAGCCCCCCUGCCCACCAGAACUGGGAGGGGCCGAGCCAGACCCUAAGGCACUGGACUCCAACUCCCUGCAGUCAGGCACCUACUUCCCUGUGGCCUCGGAGGGCAGCGAGCCGGCCCUACUGCACAGCUGGGCCUCGGCCGAGAAGCCCUACCUGAAGGAAAGAUCCAGCGCCACUGUGUACUUCCAGACCGACAAGCACAACAACAUCAGAGACCUCGUCCGCCGCUGCAUCACCCGGACCAGCCAGGUACUGGUCAUCCUGAUGGAUGUGUUCACGGAUGUGGAGAUCUUCUGUGACAUUCUAGAGGCAGCCAACAAGCGUGGGGUGUUCGUUUGUGUGCUCCUGGACCAGGGAGGUGUGAAGCUCUUCCAGGAAAUGUGUGACAAAGUCCAGAUCUCUGACAGUCACCUCAAGAACAUUUCCAUCCGAAGUGUGGAAGGAGAGGUGUACUGUGCCAAGUCAGGCAGGAAAUUCGCUGGCCAAAUCCGGGAGAAGUUCAUCAUCUCAGACUGGAGGUUCGCCCUGUCUGGAUCUUACAGCUUCACCUGGCUCUGCGGACACGUGCACCGGAACAUCCUCUCCAAGUUCACGGGCCAGGCGGUGGAGCUGUUUGACGAGGAGUUCCGCCACCUCUACGCCUCCUCCAAGCCCGUGAUGGGCCUGAGGUCCCCGCGGCUGGUCGCCCCCGCCCCUCCCCGAGCAGUCCCCGCCAGUGGCCGCCUCAGCAGCAGCAGCAGCAGCGGCUCCGCUAGUGACCGCACGUCCUCCAACCCCUUCAGCGGCCGCUCGGCGUCCAGCCACCCCCGCGCCCGAAGUGUGUCCGCGUCUCUAGGGCCCGGCAGCCCCGCGGUCCUGCACCAGCCUCCACCGCCCGGGUUCAAGCCCCACCACAGCCCCUGGGGGGCCCCGAGUCCCCAGGCCCACUUGUCCCCGCGGCCCCACGACGGCCUGCCCGCCGCCGUCUACAGCAACCUGGGCGCCUACAGGCCCACGCGGCUGCAGCUGGAGCAGCUGGGCCUGGUGCCGAGGCUGACCCCCGCCUGGAGGCCCUUCCUGCAGGCCUCCCCUCACUUCUGAAGGUCCCUUCCCCCGCUGCCCUCCGCAGGCCCAGGCUGGGCACUCCCGGAGGCCCGAGGACCCACCUCCACAGCAACCGGUGUUGAGCGCGCUUCCCUUUGAAAAGGCACUCAAGGCCGGGCGCUUUGGGAGGCCGAGGUGGGCGGAUCACGAGGUCAGGAGUUGGAGACCAGCCUGGCCAACAUAGUGAAACCCCGUCUCUACUAAAAAUACAAAAAUUUUGACUGAACUUCUGAUUAAAGAAAAUGAAACAAACAAAAGACAAAAAUUAGCCAAGCAUGGUGGAGUGUGCCUGUAAUCUCAGCUACUCGGGAGGCUGAGGCAGGAGAAUCGCCUGAACCCGGGAGGUGGAGGUUGCAGUGAGUCGACAUCGUGCCAUUGCACUCCAGCCUGGGCAAUAGGGAGACUCCCUCUCAAAAAAAAAAAAAAAAGAAGAAGAAGAAAAGGAAAAGGAAAAGGCACUCAAAAUCAUUGCCAUGGUCAGUGUUCCCAGGCCCAGGCCAUCCACUCGCUGACCCCCACCAGUCCUUGGGUUCCCCUCUCUAGUUUGACCUGUGCAGCACAUUCCAGAAGGUUCCAGGGAGGUUGUGGGCAGCUAGAGAACAAAAUCAUGAAAACUGAGUCCCUGUCUUCCAUCUAGGGCUUUCAUAGUAAUGGUCCCCAAAAGUCUGUAAUAGGAAGCGGCAAACGAGCCCGUUUUACAAUGGGUAAACUGAGGGACCAAGUGGUAGAUGGUAGGUUGGUACUUCUGGUUCCCAGUGCCCAGGAAUGGUUCACUCCCAAGAGAUUCAGCAAAGAAAGCCUGAAGAGAAGGUGUGGGAAUGUUCUGGAUGUUUCAGGAGAGUAGUGGAAACCUCUCCUCCUUGGAAAGGCUAAUACGAGGGUAUCCCUGAGCCGGAUGAGUUAGGGAUAAGGCCCCAGAACCCAUAUCUGUGAGUUGUACGGGGCUGUCUGAAGCUGUAGCCUCCAGGGAUAGAGCCAGCUGAGGAGUCUGGGGGUUGGGUUGUACAAGGCAGUUUAAUAGACUCAGAUUCUUGCUUCAGAGAGCCUUGGCCUGGCCUGGAGGUCCCUGGAGUCUAGGCUGGACCUGGGAGCUUGAGUUGUCAGUGGCCAGGACCCCACCACAGUGCCCAUGCCAGUCUUGAGCAGCAGGGAGGACUCAGCUGUCCCCAGAUCUAGGUGCCUCUGUCCAUCCUGGUCAUCUAAAGAAAAAUGCUGAGCCUCACAAGCCCCAUCAUUCAGUCUUUCUCAAUUCACAGUGCCCCUCUUUGUUCCUGGGAUAGUGCUAGGUCCUGAGGGCACAGCCUAGAUGAGUGCAAAGAAAUCCAGUAUGCUUAGAAAGCCUACAGGAGGGGCCACUCGCAGUGGCUCACGCCUGUAACCCCAACACUUUGGGAGGUCGAGGUGGAUGGAUUACCUGAGGUCAGGAGUUUGAGACCAGCCUGACCAAUAUGAUGAAACCUCGUCUCUAAUAAAAAUACAAAAAUUAGCUGAAUGUGGUGGCGUGCAUCUGUAGUCCCAGCUACUAAAGAGGUUGAGACAGGAGAAUAGCUUGAACCCAGGAAGCAGAGGUUGCAAUGAGCUGAGAUUGCGCCAGUGCACUCCAGCACUGGACGACCAAGCGAGACUCCAUCACACACACACAAAAAAAGAGUGAGAGAGAACAUAGAGCAGGGGUGGCUGGCGCUGUGGUGGGUGGGACAUAGAGGAAACUUCCCAGAGAAAGUGACAGUUUACCCUGCACCUCAGGUGUGACAGCGGGGUCAGUGGGAAGUGAGGGAGUCAGAGGGGAGCAGGUGGCGACUCCCAUUUCCAGGCCCUCUCCUGCCACCCACAGCUCACCUCAGCAAUGUCUUCUCCUUCCUUGAUUUUCAGCUGGGAAGCUCAGCCUGCUCUAUGGAGGGCCGAGAGCACCGUGCUCUUCCUCCUGGUGGCCUCUGACGACAGCCUGUGGCAUCCUCCCCGGUCCCCUCUGCCCAU
Messenger RNA from Callithrix jacchus (white-tufted-ear marmoset), 4040 nucleotides. RefSeq names its product family with sequence similarity 83 member A (gene SACK1A). The record is from RefSeq and is a predicted model, not a curated record. Lineage: Eukaryota; Metazoa; Chordata; Mammalia; Primates; Cebidae. Gene Ontology annotation, biological process: epidermal growth factor receptor signaling pathway. Gene Ontology annotation, molecular function: protein kinase binding.